AUGGCUCCAGGACUCGUGGAACCCCAGGUCCAGCCAACGACUACUUCCACGCCGAACACAGUGAUCAAGGCCACCGGUAAUAUGCAUAGUUACGUGCCCGGCCGCACAAUUGUAAAGAAGCACGAUGACACGUACGAGCAUGAGGAUCUACGGCCACGCUUUCCUGACAUAAAGUGGCCCGCAUAUGAGGAGAUACCUUACGUGGAUAAGGGCCAGCUGGGCGACCCGAGCUUCAAGAAUCUGUUGGCUGACGCGACGGAUGUGUUUGAUUAUAACCCCAAGAUCGGCACCGAGGUUCACGGCGUCGACUUAGCGACUCUCACCAAUGCACAGAAGAAUGAUCUCGCGCGACUCAUCGCCACUCGAGGCGUCGUCUUCUUUCGCAACCAGCAUAACUUCGACAUUGAUCAGCAAAGAGAGCUUGGAAAAAUAUUUUGGCGAACUACACAGGUCUGGAAGAUGUCCAUGUCAUAUUCACUGGCGAAGGGUAGCCCGGAUCUCAGAGCACUUUUCACACCCACAUUUCUCUGGCACUCGGAUGUAACCUAUGAGAUCCAACCGCCUUCGUAUACCUCUCUCAAAGUCCUCUCCGGCCCACCACGUGGAGGCGGAGGCGACACGCUCUGGAGUUCACAGUAUGCCGCGUACGACAUGCUCUCUCCUCACAUGCAAAGAUACCUCGAAUCCCUGACCGCCCUGCACUCAGCAGAGCUACAAGCCCAAGGCUCGCGUGAUUUGGGCCGUACCGUACGCCGUGAGCCUGUCACGACUGAACAUCCGUUGAUCCGUACCAACCCCGUCACAGGGUGGAAAAGUAUUUUCUUCAAUCCAGGAUUUGUGACCAAGAUCGUUGGUGUCCCAAAGACCGAAAGUGACCACAUCAUUGGCCUGUUGAACGAGAUUGUGGCGACGAGCCCGGAGAUCCAUGCAAGAUUCCAAUGGGAGGAGGGCGAUGUGGCAUUCUGGGACAAUAGGGCUACGGUAAGAUGA
This is a messenger RNA of Parastagonospora nodorum SN15, 990 nucleotides long. RefSeq lists its product as hypothetical. The transcript has 2 exons. Bases 1 to 990 code for a protein of 329 amino acids. Gene Ontology annotation, cellular component: cytoplasm. Gene Ontology annotation, molecular function: 2-oxoglutarate-dependent dioxygenase activity. The record is from RefSeq and is a predicted model, not a curated record. Lineage: Eukaryota; Fungi; Ascomycota; Dothideomycetes; Pleosporales; Phaeosphaeriaceae.